This is a messenger RNA of Penicillium digitatum Pd1, 927 nucleotides long. RefSeq lists its product as uncharacterized. The record is from RefSeq and is a predicted model, not a curated record. NCBI's taxonomy places the organism in Eukaryota, Fungi, Ascomycota, Eurotiomycetes, Eurotiales, Aspergillaceae.
AUGCCGUCAAGAUUCAACCUUCGACAAAGGGUCUUCGACCUCAUUUUCAAGGCUCAGCACAAUGAACUUAAGGAGGUGUUGGCCAUGACCCAAGACUUCCUUGAUGGUCGCCUGACUCAAGACGAACUUAGAGAAAAGUAUGGUGGCUCACGAAAGAAGACUCAGAAGCUUCCAACCCUCACCGUCGGUGACCUUGAUACUAAGCAAGUCGAGGAGAUACUUCAUCUAAAAGCAACACAAGAAGACGAUGAGCUUGCGCAUGUCCCUUCUAUUCUGACCCCGACCGAGCUUAAGAGUGUCCUAACGAAAGUUGAUGCCGCUCGUUCCAAAAGUCCACUUAAUGAAGCCAGCAUUCGUUGGACGCUUGAUUUACUGCUUGUCUACGCCCAUGACAUCGCCACCUUCCGCCAGCCCAAAGUCGGACAAAAUAUUGGCAUACAGACAGAAAGACACUGGGUGUUUGAACCGGUCAAAUACGAUAAGAAGAAGUUUACGCUCGUCGGCAGACCAGACUAUGCAGUCUGGUAUGGUAAUGUCAACGACACAGCAGUAAAAGUCGUCGUUGUCGAAGCAAAGUCUCAAAACUCUGCUAGCAAAGGAAUUCCCCAAUGCCUUGCCUACAUGGGCACGGUCCACCGACUCAGACGACGGGAGAAGAAAAAGAACUGCACAGUGUACGGCGUGACGGCGGACGCGCAAUUUUUCUUCUUUCUCAAAAUUGACGAAAAGUCAAGGUGGUCCGCGGUUUCGGUUGGAGCUGUUGCUGGCAAGUUUGACCACGUUCUUGGCAUGCUUGUCUAUCUUCUGCGGAAGGCGAGGGAGGCAUCCCCCACACACUCAAAGGAGUCCUCCGCCCAGUCACAUGCCAAGGAAGGACCCGGGGGUUCGCUGUAUGCAAGUGAGGAUUACACAAUGGGUAAUACGUAA